This is a messenger RNA of Rotaria sp. Silwood1, 1527 nucleotides long. The record is from the annotation of a GenBank genome assembly. Lineage: Eukaryota; Metazoa; Rotifera; Eurotatoria; Philodinida; Philodinidae.
AUGAAUCAAGAAAAUAAACCACCAUCGAACGAUUUUGAUCAAGAAAGAUUAUCGUUUGUGACAUUUCGAAAAAAAUUGGAAAAUACUGAUGACGAUCAAUCAUCAAUUACACCUAAACGUCCAUUACUUUCUCGAGAUCGUGAUGCAGGUGUAUUUAUUGAAGUUUCUCCUUUAUCUGAUCGUAAUUCUCGUCCAACACAAACAAAACGAAAAUCUUUACCAGUAUCACCAUUGACAACAGUUAAAAAUGAUAACUCACCAGUAUCAAUCGUUGAAAAUUGCAUGUUUAUUAUUAGUCCUCCUCAACAAAAUCGAACAACAAUUAUUGAUGAUGAUGAAGAUAAUUCAUAUGUACCAGCAUAUAUUCAUAGAAAAGCUAAACCAGCACCAUCAACGACUCGGAAACCAUCGUUUCCAAUUCAUAAACCAUCGAAAACAACUUGUGAAACGUUAGCAUCUGCUCCAGUUGUUUCACCAACUCCAGCAGUUUCAUUUCAACCAGCUAUUCGACCACGUGUACCAUUCAAUUUAACAUCAACAAAUACAAUUGAUAAACAAGCUCAUGCUUAUACCAUAUGGUUCAAUAGUCUUUUUACACCAGUUGAAUUUAUGAGUAAUCCAACAACAACUAAUCAAUCGAUAUCAAAUGAAAUGUUAACUACAAAAACAUUAAAAUCAUUAGCUGAAUCGAAUCGUUGGUAUAUAUUACGUGAUCGUGCUCGCGAAUUAUUUACACGUGAUAUACAAUCAAUAGCUACAAAAAUUAGUGCUGAUAUUGAUAUUGAUCAUUGUCGAAUAAAUCCUAAAGUUGAUUUAAAUUUUUCAGCACGAACAGUUAGUCGACAAUCAUUAUUAGAUUUUAUAGCAUCAUACAAUCGUAUAUGGUUUCGUCUUGCAAUGGAAGUAUUAUUUCCAAUAAAUAUUGAAAAUUAUCAACAAAUGAAAUUAUCUAUUGAACAAUAUCUUAUACAAUCGAAUAUUAAUACAUCAUCACCAUCAAAUGAUAUUAACUUGAAAAAAUCGAAUCUUAAUAAUACUAAAAUAGCAUCACCACAAAUACGUUUAACUAUUAAAAAUUUAAUAUUAAUCAUUAUAUUUCUUGAACGUGCUAAAUUAUUACGUUUAAUUGAUAAUGAUCCAUGUUUAUAUGUACGUGAAUCAAAAUUUAAAUCAACAAAAGAAUCUAUUGAUAUUUUAUCACGAGAUUUUAUUAGUUCAGAUACAAAUCUUAUACGUCGUCUUAAAUUAGCUGGUUUUGAACCAAUUUAUCGACAAACAUCAUUGGAUGAAUAUAAUUAUUUAAUAACAAAUAAUGAUAAUAAGUUAUUUGAUGAUUUAAAAGAUGGUAUACGUUUAACACGUUGUGCACAAAUAUUACUAUCAUCAACAAAUGAACAAGUUGCAAGAUUUGAUUUAUCAACUAAAUUAAAAUGUCCUGUUGUUAAUCUUGUUCAUAAAUUACUUAAUAUUGAUCAAGCAUUUGAAUUACUUCAAACAUAUGGACAUAUCAAUUUAAUUGGAAUGUAA